Molecule: messenger RNA, 1282 nt
Organism: Contarinia nasturtii (swede midge)
Lineage: Eukaryota; Metazoa; Arthropoda; Insecta; Diptera; Cecidomyiidae
Product: aldo-keto reductase family 1 member B7-like
Exons: 5
Coding region: 65-1135 (356 amino acids)
Cellular component (GO): cytosol
Molecular function (GO): aldose reductase (NADPH) activity
Source: RefSeq, a predicted model, not a curated record
UUACCGUAGCAACAACAUUUAAAAUAUACAAAGUCCAAGUACUUUCGCAAUUUGGAAAAGUGACAUGUUUUACCAACAAGCUCAUAUCAGCCAUUGGUUAUUGAUUGUUAUCAUAAUCGCACUGUUUAAUUUUGCAGCGUCUGCUGAGAAGCCGUUAUUUGCACCAAGAGUUCGUCUGUCCGAUGGAAAUUCGAUUCCUGUAUUGGGUCUCGGCACUAGCUGGGCAAAACAGCCAGAAGGUGAACAGGCGAUAAAAGAUGCAAUUGACAUUGGAUAUCGUCACAUUGAUACUGCGUAUGUGUAUGGGAAUGAAAAGGAAGUUGGAAAUGCAAUCCGAACAAAAAUCGCUGAAGGUGUAAUUAAACGUGAAGAUAUUUUUGUCACAACAAAGUUGUGGAACACGUUUCACGAACCGGAUAGUGUUGCAAAAGCAUUUCAAAAAUCUUUGGAUAAUUUGAAUAUUACCUAUGUUGAUUUAUAUCUUAUGCAUAGUCCAGUUUCCUAUCAGCGAAUUAGCCAAGCAACCAAUAUGACAACUCAAGACUUUGAUAACAUUAUUUUAUUUCCACAAGAUGCAAAUGGUAAAUCGUUGUGUACAGAUAUUGAUUACUUGGGCACUUGGAAAGCGAUGGAAGAGCUUGUUAAAACGGGCAAAGUACGUAGUUUAGGCGUUUCGAAUUUCAACAGUCAGCAAUUGGAUCGUGUUAUUACGGCGGCUAAAAUUAAACCAGUAGUAAAUGAAAUUGAGUGUCAUCCGAAUUUUAAUCAGAAAAAAUUCAUCGCAUUUGCAAAAGCUAGAAACGUUACGAUCAUUGGUUAUUCUCCGUUAGGUAGACCAUAUGCCAAUGGAGAUCGACCAAUUGCAUUGAAAAAUGCACAAGUUCAGGCAUUGGCUGCUAAGUAUAAGAAAAAUCCAGGACAAAUUUUACUGCGGUAUUCAUAUCAGAAUGGUGUCGUUGUCAUCCCAAAAUCAACGAAUAAAGAACGAAUUCGGGGAAAUAUUGAUAUUUUCGAUUUUAACUUGAACGAUGAAGACAUGGAAUUUAUGGACAGUCUCAAUGGUAAUUCACGUUUUACAACUAUAUUGGACCGAGACGGAGACAACAAAUACUAUCCGUUUAACAUUGAAUUUUAAAGAAAAAUCACAAACACAAUCCAAUGAGAAAAUUGAGUGUAUUUCGCAACUUUUUAAAAAAUCAGCGGGUUUGAAGCUUAUUUCACAAUAAUACGCAAAUUGACAAUAAACUCUGCUGAAAACUUUCUACACAAAUUUGGUGUUCAA